UUUCCCCCUCGAGGUUCCAGUCAUUUGGCAGUGCGACCGCCGCCGCGUCUGGACGCGUUUUCGCUUGGCUGCGUGCGGAUACGGGCAGUGACACCGCCGCGGGCCGGGCCAGGGAGGCAGCCAGCCAGACAGACAACCGACCAGGAUGGGCGUCCACGUGGAAACCGUUUCCCCCGGGGACGGAAGGACUUUCCCUAAGCGAGGCCAGACCUGCGUGGUGCACUACACGGGGAUGCUGGAAGAUGGGAAAAAGUUUGACUCCUCCCGGGACAGGAAUAAGCCAUUCAAGUUUGUGAUGGGCAAGCAGGAGGUCAUCCGCGGCUGGGAAGAAGGGGUCGCCCAGAUGAGCGUCGGCCAGCGAGCCAAAAUGAUCAUCUCGCCCGACUAUGCCUACGGCCCUACAGGCCACCCAGGAAUCAUCCCACCCAACGCCACUCUAAUUUUUGACGUGGAGCUUAUAAAAUUGGAAUGACAAGAGGCACCUGCCCUCCCAUUUCCCUGCUCUGGGGUUUGGCACAUGGAGAAAUCCAGAAAUCCUUGCUUCAAGACGAAUGCACAUGAAUUUGUAUGGAGCUUUCCCGGCUGUCCACUACACACUUGGUGUAACCAUCCACCCUAAUUUGAAUGUUUUUGGAUCACUCAGCUCUGCUUCUGAUUCUCCUCCCUUGUUUUCCUCUGAUUUUUGGGGGUAUUUUUUUUACUUUUUAAGAAGCUGUAUUGCUGUAAACCUCAGCUUUUUCUCACUUUUUUUCCUGGUCGAGGUCUUUAAUCUUAUUAUUAUUAUUUUUUGUUGGGUAUUUUGGUGUAGAAUUGAGUUGUGUAUGAUUGAGCAUUACUAGUAAGUAUACUGAUUGGUUCUCAUUAUAUAGGAAUAAUUGCUUGAAGAAGGCAAAAACCUCUUUUUUGGAAAUAACUGUUGUAUUAAAAACCAGUUUGCUGCUGCAAAGCCAUACAAAGCAGUUUAAGGAGCUCUGGAGGGCUGAAUUAUCCGGAAAGCCACGUAGUCAUAGGAGUUGAUAUAUAGUUCUCUGCCUAAAAUCUGGGGCCACUAGGGACCCCUUUCCCCAAAUGCCCUCCUCACUACCAUCCUUGGGGAAGGGGCAGUUUUCACAGUGACUUAAUACUACUAACCUGGUUACUCUGGGGUCUGUUCUUGCUCCUCCCCACAGAAAAAAAUCAUCAACCUCUUUUAACCCCCUGCCAAUAUUGUGGUGUAUGGCAUUUUCUACUGGAUUUUCGGGAAAUUUUUAACUUUUCUCAGUCAGAAUUCCACAACUAGCUAAAUUCCAGAACUUUUGAAGGUGCUGUUUUAUCACAGGAAGGAGGGGGUGGAUCCACGCCGCCUCCCCAGCUAUCAGUGCGGAUAUUACUAGAGAGUUUCUUCACAGAGAUCUGAUGCUGGUCAUCGCAGCUUGCUGUAACAGCCUCUUGUACAAUGCACCGAACCCCUCUCCCCCUUUCUCCUGGUGUCCUGCCGACCUUGCCCCCCUUUCCCUGCGUAGUGAGUUUUCGUAAGAGAAUUGCCGCUGCAACGUCCUCAGCCACCAUCACCACGUAAACAUAUAGAGUUUUAUUAUCACAAUAAAAAUGCUUUAUGCUGGCUUUUCUCAA
This is a messenger RNA of Anolis carolinensis (green anole), 1611 nucleotides long. RefSeq names its product FKBP prolyl isomerase 1A (gene fkbp1a). Gene Ontology annotation, cellular component: cytoplasm; sarcoplasmic reticulum membrane. The record is from RefSeq and is a predicted model, not a curated record. NCBI's taxonomy places the organism in Eukaryota, Metazoa, Chordata, Lepidosauria, Squamata, Anolidae. Gene Ontology annotation, molecular function: peptidyl-prolyl cis-trans isomerase activity. Bases 146 to 472 code for a protein of 108 amino acids. The transcript has 5 exons. Gene Ontology annotation, biological process: regulation of ryanodine-sensitive calcium-release channel activity; protein peptidyl-prolyl isomerization.